ACCCAGCUCGGUGCGCUUUGUGGACGCUGCGGUUCCGUCCCUAACGCGGAAAUGCGCGCUGUGUGCGGUGCGGUCAGGGGGAUGUAGAGUCCGGCUCUCCCUCCGAAACCUCCACCACAGCCUUCAGAAACAGAUCAGACAUGUCACUGACGACACAAAAUCAACAGGAAGUGAACUUUCUGACGUUGGCUCGCGUUUCUCCCGUGAAGUUCAGUGCGCGCACUGAAGGAUGGACCGGACACGGUGUGUGUGUCUCUGCCUGCUUAUAUAUCUGAGUGGAGCGCGUUUACAGUGUGAAGGUGGGAACUCUGUCACUCUGCCCGAGUCGCUGCUCUUUGUCUCGACGUUAGAUGGGAGUCUACACGCCAUUAGCAAACAAACUGGAGACAUUAAAUGGACUCUGAAGGAAGAUCCGAUCAUCCAAGUUCCUGUUUACCUGCGGGAACCAGGUUUUCUUCCCGACCCCAACGAUGGCAGCUUGUACGUGUUAGGAGAUAAACACAAGCAGGGUUUGAUGAAACUUCCCUUCACAAUUCCGGAGCUGGUUCAGUCGUCUCCCUGCAGGAGCUCAGACGGCAUCCUGUAUACAGGUAAAAAACAAGACACCUGGUAUGUGGUGGAUCCUCAGACGGGUGAGAAACAGACGAGUUUAAGCACUGCUUCCUCUGAUUCCAUCUGUCCAUCAGCUCCUCUCCUCUACAUCGGACGCACAGAGUACAUGAUCACUAUGUUUGACACAAAGACACAGGAACUGCGCUGGAAUGCGACUUAUAAUGAUUAUUCAGCUCCUCUUUAUGACGACCAGAAAUACGAUUACAAGAUGUCCCACUUUGCAUCGAGCGGUGACGGCCUGGUGGUGACGGUGGACCGUGAAUCUGGUGAUAUGCUGUGGAUGCAGAAGUUCGAGUCUCCUGUAGCCGGAGUUUACCUGUGGAUUCAGGACAGCCUGCGGCGAGUGCCUCACCUCACCGUCGCUAUGGAAACGCUGCGAUAUCUCACGUUCAUGGCGCAGAAUACACACUCGCACACCAUGAGGUGGACCUACCAGUUCACUCGGGAACAGCACAGCACCAAAACACAGCUCGUUCCGUCUCUGUACGUGGGGAAAAUGGAUUCUCACCUGUACGCCUCCACUUCUCUUGUCCAUGAAGGAGUCGCAGUCGUGCCCCACAGCCUCACUCUGGCACGUAUCGAGGGUCCGACCACAGCGGACGUUACGGUGGGGAAUGGGCGGGGCGAGUGUGAGAUCACGCCCAGCACCGACGUCAAGUUCCCACCAGGAAGCACCAACCCGCUGCAGAACCAGUGGCUGCUGAUAGGCCACCAUGAAGUCCCCCCUGUGGCCCACACCACCAUGCUGAGAGAAUUCCCAGAGAACCUGCAGCGCUCUGGAGACGUCAUCCCUCCUCAGGGUUCAUCUUCUGCGUAUCGCCCUGGAGCUCGUCCAAUAACCUCUGUAGAGCAUGAAAGUUCCUCUCCCAUGUUGCCAGACUCUUUGACCUCUGACCCUCUGACCUCCGUCUUGGUGACCCUGCUGCUCGCCACACUGCUGGUGUUCUUCUUCACCCACAAGCGACAAGUCAAAAAGAUGCAGAGAUCUGAAGACACCAUGAACUCGAGACCUUUAACAGAUAACACCAGUCAGACAAGUCAACUUUUGCCAACAGGAAAUGACGUCGUGUCAUCGUCAGCUUACAGCAGCGGCAACCAAUCAAAUCACAGCAGCCCGGUUUCGUCCAAUCAAAGCCGGCAUCGCUCCAGCACUCAGGACUCCACUGCUCCCACAGCGACGUCCAACUUUUCCAGAGAUUCAGAGGAAGUGCAGCCUGACGUGGUGGAGGUGGGAAAGAUCUCCUUCAGCCCUGCUGAAGUGCUGGGACACGGUACAGAGGGGACGUUCGUGUUCAGAGGUCAUUUUGAUGGACGGCAUGUAGCAGUGAAGCGUAUCCUGCCCGAGUGUGUGGAGUUUGCCGAGCGUGAGGUUCAGCUGUUGCGUGAAUCUGAUGAGCAUCCCAACGUCAUCCGCUACUUCUGCACCGAGCGCGACCGCCAGUUCAUCUACAUCGCCAUCGAGCUGUGUGCUGCCACCUUACAGCAGUAUGUGGAGGAUCCGAGCUGUUCCUAUUCCAAACUGGACCCUGUGACUCUGCUAGAGCAAACGAUGUGUGGCCUCAACCACCUUCACUCCCUUAACAUCGUUCACAGAGACCUGAAGCCUCGUAAUAUCCUCCUCUCCGCACCAGGAGCGCUCGGCCGAGUGCGAGCCGUCAUCUCUGAUUUUGGAUUGUGUAAAAAGCUCCCGGACGGCCGGCACAGUUUCAGCCUGCGCUCCGGAAUCCCGGGAACGGAAGGCUGGAUGGCUCCGGAAUUACUCAACGCCAUCGAGAAAGGAAACCCUACGAGUGCAGUGGACGUGUUCUCAGCAGGCUGUUUGUUUUAUUACGUGGUAUCCAGAGGACAGCAUCCGUUCGGAGACACGCUGCGGCGCCAAGCUAACAUCCUGUGUGGAGUGUACAGCCUGGAGAACUUUAUGGAGGAUAUACACGAGGACGUCAUCGCAAGAGAUUUGAUCGAGAUGAUGAUCAGUGCAGAUCCAGAGUCUCGCCCCUCAACCGCCUCGGUUCUGAAGCAUCCGUUCUUCUGGAGGCCUGAAAAACAGCUGCAGUUCUUUCAGGAUGUCAGUGAUCGUAUAGAGAAGGAACCAGCAGAAAGCCCCAUUGUGGUCCGGUUAGAGACCUCGGGCCGAUCUGUGGUCCGGACUAACUGGAGAAUGCACAUCUCAGCGCCCCUACAGGCCGAUCUGAGGAAAUUCCGCACAUAUAAAGGGAACUCUGUCCGAGACCUGCUCAGGGCAAUGAGGAAUAAAAAACAUCAUUACCACGAGCUCCCGCCUGAGGUUCAAGCGACGCUGGGUGAAGUCCCAGAAGGUUUUGUGGCGUAUUUCACCUCACGUUUCCCGCGGUUACUGCUACACACACACACUGCACUGAGCAUCUGCGCUCCUGAGAGACCGUUCCACCCUUAUUACCACAACUAACACACACACACACACACACACACACAGCAGGAUUUUACAGACACCGUGUGCUGCGUCCUGGACGUCAGAAGACUUCAAGACAGAAGUGUUAGUGCCGCUGCGUUGUUAGCGCUGCUACGUUGUUAGCGCUGCUGCGUUGUUAGCGCUGCUACGUUGUUAGCGCUGCUGCGUUGUUAGCGCUGAUGUCUCCUGUGGAAGUGCUCAUGUGAUCGUCUAUAAAAGCCGGCAUUUCUUCCAUUUUAUUCUUACGCUCUCGGACGCUCUCUGAACGACGACUCACAGUGGAGCAGCUUUUGCUUGAUAGCGUUAUUAAGCCCUGAUGAGCUGAGAGACAGUCAGGAGCUCCAGCUGCUGCUGCUGAUGUGUGAAGAGGAUGGUGUGUGAUGUUAGCUCUAAUCGUCAUGGCAACUUCCCUCUGGGGUUCCCUGAAGGGAAAUCAAGAGAAUGGGAUUUAAAGUGCAGCUUGUUCGGUUUAGACGCGAGAAUGCUAGCAGAUCCGUACUAGUGAUGGGUUUGUGUUUUUUUUAACAGUUCACACUGGAUGUAUUUUUUUGGUGAAAACGUUUGUCUCUAAAGAUGCAGAUUACGCUGCAGUGUUUAUUUAUUUACAUAUUUCAGUAAAACCUUUUAUAUUAAUCUGUAAAUUCAUUAAAAGACAUAAGAUUAGCUUCGAUCAGAACAAAAGUUAUGGCGCUCUUUGGAAGAAGGGUCAGCUGCGAAGUAGCUCUUUUGCCGUUUUGUGGGCGUGGCUACAUGUAAACGUGUCAUGAAAACACUGAAUUCCACCAGCAUUCACGUGUUGGAACACGUUUUUGUAAACCAGGUUGGGAUUUUUUGCGUCGGUUUGGAGGAGGUUUUAAUUAGACGAGGAAUGGGUGUAGAGAUUUCUGUGCUACAUUUCUGUCAUAAAAUCUUCAACUGCGGUUAAUUUACUACACAAAUACUAAUCAUUCUCUUCAAUAGAGGAUUCAGGGAUCCUUCUGAUUGGUUAAAAAAACAGCAGGUCAAACCUUAAAGUCACCUGUAGACUUGCUGAUCAGUUUACAGCCUCAGACCCAUAUAUAUAUAUAUAUAUAUAUAUAUAUAUAUAUAAAUAAAUAGACAGAACUGAGCAGAACAUUGGAGCUCUGUCCAAUCUGUACAUAUAUCCAUUACAUUAUCAACCUCAAACAGGGCCUUGCAUAAGUAUUCACCCCCCCACCACCUCCUUUAUGAUCUUCAAUCUACAACCAAAUUCUCAUCGUUUGCAAGAUUAUUCCCAAAUACAACAUCUAGAGAAAGUUCUUCUCUUUUGGGAACCAGAAACUCAACACAGGUCAUAGUGGUGAAGCACGGUAGUGUUAGUGUCAUGUUGAGAAUCACUCUUCAGUACUAAAACAUUUACGCACGUCUGACCGGAAAACUAAUAUUUCUACUGAAAUGUGAAAUUUAAUUCCAAGUAUAUUGGACAGUGUCUAGAGAAAUUGUUAUAAUGACCGUUCCUUGCAUAAGUAUUUACCCCCCCUAAGAAGUGUAUUGUAUUGUACUUGGACAUUUGUGAAGCACGGUGGUGGUGGUGGUACAAGACGUAUUCCAUUCUACGCAACAACACAAAAUUGUAUAGAGGAAAUGCAGGUGCUGGAGAUCGCAACAGCAACAUACACACUUUAAACGUGUUGGUUUGUACAAUACAAUUUUAAACCCCUGUGCUACUGUUACAGUUUUAUAUUUUAUACUAAAAACAUGAACAGAGCAGGUCAUGGGUGAGUUUUUAAAGGACAUGGGUAAAUAUUCAGGUCUGAUCCCCAAUACACCAUGGCUUUGGAUAAUAAAAUACUUCUCUACACAGAGGAAAGUGAACAAUGGCUGUAAGUGACUGAUGAACUCUGGAUUUAUUUAUUAUUUUGCAUUAAAUAAAUUUCUGCUUUUUUUUUUUUUUAAACAAUA
This is a messenger RNA of Silurus meridionalis, 4963 nucleotides long. RefSeq names its product endoplasmic reticulum to nucleus signaling 2 (gene ern2). NCBI's taxonomy places the organism in Eukaryota, Metazoa, Chordata, Actinopteri, Siluriformes, Siluridae. Gene Ontology annotation, cellular component: IRE1-TRAF2-ASK1 complex. Bases 230 to 3037 code for a protein of 935 amino acids. The record is from RefSeq and is a predicted model, not a curated record. Gene Ontology annotation, molecular function: protein serine/threonine kinase activity; ATP binding; RNA endonuclease activity. Gene Ontology annotation, biological process: mRNA processing; intrinsic apoptotic signaling pathway in response to endoplasmic reticulum stress; IRE1-mediated unfolded protein response. The transcript is spliced from 22 exons.